Apiotrichum porosum is the source of this 735-nucleotide messenger RNA. RefSeq lists its product as uncharacterized. The transcript has 3 exons. NCBI's taxonomy places the organism in Eukaryota, Fungi, Basidiomycota, Tremellomycetes, Trichosporonales, Trichosporonaceae. The record is from RefSeq and is a predicted model, not a curated record. The coding region runs from base 1 to 735 and encodes 244 amino acids.
AUGUCAACUGCAGGGGCUACGAACACCAGCAAGGCGACUAUCCCCUUCCCACGCCGUGAGUGGAGCACGGCUGUGUUCGACCUGCCAAUCUACACUAGCACUCAAGUGUCGCCUGGCGAGAUCUCGUGGGGUUGCAAGAAGGGAAGCGCCGUCGUCAUCUCUGUUGUCGACCACAACCUUGACUGGAGUGCCGUUGAGGAUGCUCCUACCGCUGUGCUCCUGAGCCUGUGCGACUCGAUCCUUCUAAUGCGCCGCUUUCCAGAACCAUACCGUCCUCCACCCAUGGCCUACGACACGUGGCGCAUGGAGCGCGACAAGGACAUUGAACUCCUGUACGACGCCGCUCGCCGGCUGGUUCCUGCCGACAUUCUCCCGCCGUUCGCUCGCGCAAAGUCAACCAUGCUUGCAGCUCUCCACACGGUCUGGAUGCCUGGCAUUGAUGCUUAUCAGCUGCAUCCACCCAUGUCGGAUCCCUUUCCCCGGUGCGCCUUUGGUGUCUAUGCGCCUGGUCCCUCCGAUGCCAAAGCGUAUGGCUACACCUUCUGGCAGGGAUCAAUCUCCGCUACCGAAAGCGAGUCAAGCCUUCUUGACGAGGCUGUGCGCCUCGUGCGUACACACGGCUAUGAGCCACUGGCCCCCGGACCGUCUCCACUCCACUCUCUGCCCCUCGCCCACCCGCCCAUCGGCGUCACCGUCCUGCCUGGGCACACACCCCUUUCCUUUACGGACGAAUAG